Messenger RNA from Nilaparvata lugens (brown planthopper), 743 nucleotides. RefSeq names its product odorant receptor coreceptor-like. Gene Ontology annotation, biological process: detection of chemical stimulus involved in sensory perception of smell; sensory perception of smell. Gene Ontology annotation, molecular function: olfactory receptor activity; odorant binding. Lineage: Eukaryota; Metazoa; Arthropoda; Insecta; Hemiptera; Delphacidae. Bases 198 to 611 code for a protein of 137 amino acids. Gene Ontology annotation, cellular component: plasma membrane. The record is from RefSeq and is a predicted model, not a curated record. The transcript has 5 exons.
UGCAGAGUAUCAACUACUCCUAUUUUCAAACAAUGCACUACAGUGUAUUCAAACUCUGAUGAUAAACUAAACAUUCAUACAUUCUAUUCAGUAAUAGAAUCAUCCUGCUUCCUCUAUGUAUUCACAAUGGUCAUCUUUCGCGUCCAGAUAAUUUGUCUUCUACUUUCAGUGGCCAAUUAUCAAAGGAUUCAAGAGGAAUGCUUGAGAUUUACGGUCCAAUUCUAUUAUUUCUUCUUCUAAUUGGCGGUGUCUUUCUCUGCACCAAAGCAAUUACACUUCUUGAGAUUAAUAAACUGAAUGAUGCCCAUCUCUUUCGGAACUUAUUCCGCAUGAUUCAGUCGGUGCUGAGCUUUACAAGUUACAUUUUCGUUUUCUGCUGGUAUGGAGAGGAGAUUACACAGGCGGGUGCAGAGGUUUUCGAUGCGUUGUACUUCUGUCCGUGGUUCAAUACCCCAAACAAACUGAAACGUGCCAUCCACACCAUGAUGAUCUGCAACUUGAAAGCUUCACAAAUGUCUGUGGCUGGACUGAAAACACUCAAUCUCAAAACUUUUGGGGAGGUUGUGAGUGCUGCGUACUCUUAUUUCAAUAUUGUGAGAAGUAUGAAGUAGAAUACGGUACCAUACUCUGCAGCCUAUGAUUGGAUAUGAAAAUGUUAGUCUUGUGAUAAUUCAGUUUGAAAACUGAAUCAGCUAUUGUAAAAUAAUAUUAUCAUUCGCCACAAUCAAUAAAGAAAUAUGGCA